This is a messenger RNA of Tigriopus californicus, 2874 nucleotides long. RefSeq names its product sodium-coupled monocarboxylate transporter 1-like. The transcript has 8 exons. Gene Ontology annotation, cellular component: membrane. The record is from RefSeq and is a predicted model, not a curated record. Gene Ontology annotation, molecular function: symporter activity. Gene Ontology annotation, biological process: sodium ion transport; transmembrane transport. Lineage: Eukaryota; Metazoa; Arthropoda; Copepoda; Harpacticoida; Harpacticidae. Bases 366 to 2762 code for a protein of 798 amino acids.
CCCUUCACAAACAUUGAAUGAUAGCGUGUUGCAAUUGCGAAUAAUUUGUGGCGUUGGCAUAUGAAAUUGGGAAGAGUCUGUGCCUAGGUGCUCGGUUGUGAUUGAUGUUAAAAUUGCUUGUGGGUGGAUCCACCCAUAACAAUUAUUGCUUCGUGGAGUCUCUUUCUCGAGUGUGUGUUGGGUGAAAUGGUGCCGAAAGAAAACUACAUAAAGUGGUUACAUGUUUCGUUAAUGGCCAGGAAGUGAAUCUUUGGAAAAAAUUACACAUCAUCCUAUGAUUAAACCGUUCCGAGGAUUCCCAGGAUAAUCGUGCCUCCCACCCGCUCCCAAUCUUCGCCAGCCAAAUAAAACACAAAUUAGCAGUCAUGGUCCAGCCAACUAUUUCCCGCUUGGACUUUGGCAUCUUUGCCUUGCCGUUGGCCGUACCAGCUUUUAUUGCCAUCUAUUUCGGACUAAUUCGGAAACAAAAGGAUAAUAAUGCCUAUUUGGUGGGAAAUCGGAGCCUAUCCGCCCUUCCCAUGAGUUUCUCAUUGGCCCUGAGUUUCCUCACCACAAGUAUUGUUAGUGUCAUUCCUGGCGAUGCUGCUUACUUUGGAACAAUUGGACCAUGGACAAUGAUGAUAAGUUCCUUGUUUGGUGGCAUGAUUGUCAUGCUUUUGAUCCCCAUAUUCUACAAGAUGAAGUUGAAUAGUGUUUAUGAGUAUCUGGAAUUGAGAUAUCAAUCUCAAUUGGUCCGUCAACUGGGCUCGCUCACUUUCAUUCUUUCGAUGACGGCUCAUCUUGGAUUUGUUCUGUACCUACCCAGCGAGACACUUGGAAAUAUCUCGGGUUUGCCUCCCUAUGCUUUUGUGGUCAUGAUUGGGAUGGUGGCCACAUUGUACACCAUCAUGGGCGGAGUUCAAGCCAUAAUGUGGAGUGAUGUCUUCCAAUUUAUAUUGGUUGUUUCCAGCCUACUGACCAUCGUGGCCAAAGCUGCCGAUCAAGUAACAGGUGGAUUGGCUGAGGUGUGGCACAUAGGCGUAUCUUCCCAACGUAUCGAUUGGGCCAAUCUCGAUCCAUCUCCUUUUGCCAGAACCACCACGUGGAUUGUAUUAUUUGGCAACACGGUCCUCUGGACAACUCGGUUUGGCUGUCACCAGAGUCAAGUCCAAAAGUUCUGCUCGGUGAUGUCAUUGAGUCAAGCACGGUGGACAGUUGGCCUUGCCAUUAUUCUAUUUUGGAUAGUACAAGGAAGUGCUACUUUGACAGGAUUAGCCAUUUAUUCCAAUGUGUGGAAUUGUGAUCCUUUAUCGAACGGAACCAUUGAGAGUCCCAGUGAAUUAACCAUCAAUUACGUGAUAAAUCACCUCCGGCAACUACCAGGGCUUCUUGGCCUACUCAUGGCCAGCAUGAUGGCUGCCACUCUUGGAACAUUCACCUCAGGCAUUCAUUCCCUUUCUGCCGUGAUUUGGGAGGAUCUCUUGUUCCAAUUUCCGCAAUUCCAGUCCGCAAAUGAGAAGCAGCAGCUCGAAAUUACCCGGACUAUUAGUGCCAUAAUGGGUAUUCUGGCCAUUGGACUUUCUUUUUCAUGUCUUCAUCAAGACUUGAUGGUGACUGUUGGGAGUCUGGCCUUGGGAGUGGCAGCGGGACCUUUGGCAGCCUUAUUCUUACUCGGAUUUUUUACCGCCACUACCAAUAAAUUUGGCUGCUUCUGCGGCUUUGUUGCGGCCAAUGGGGUGACGAUCUGGCUACUGAUCGGCUCUGUUCUGUGGGACGAUGCAAUCAAGCUAGCUCAAGAGAAAUCUCCCUCUUUCGAUACCCUGGAUACAUUUGACUUUGGUUGUAUCGAAUCAGAGGUCAAUCAAUCAUCUACAAUUGACAAGAUCUUCGCCGAACACGCCACCUCCAGCAACGAGUUCUUUUACAUCCCAAUUGGGGACUGGGAGAUCGUGUUAUACUCAACCAACCCGAACCUUUAUCCCUUUAUCGGUUUCCUCAUUUGUCUGAUCUUCAGUUUGAUCGUGAGUUUGCUCACCCACUUGUGCUUCCAACAAAAGCCGGUGGAACAGCUAUUAUUGCAUCCGUGGGCCCGGUUCAAAGAGGAAAAGGAAAUGGGUGGGUCACUCCUCCUCAAGCAGUCCCACCAAAGACAUUACAUCACGCCCAAUUUAGCCGACAAGGGGCUUUACAACGAAGCGUGGCAAAUGGAUGAUCCCAUCGACACGCACUACCGUUGGCCAAGUCCAUCCCUUCCACCUACACUAAAGAAAAAGAACAAAGCACAACUUAUUCGGGGGAAUAACAUUAACAUUGCCCUGGACCCCAAACUCGAGGAUACUGCUUACCCAAAGCAAGACCCGUCGUCGAGUGAGGGAGAAAUGAGUCAGCAGAGUUUGGCUACGUCCAAAGAGGAAUUCAGUCAUACUCCCACCACCAUGAGCUCGAUCCAUGGAUAUGUCGUCCCUCAUAAGACUUUUAGUCGGCAAAACGUGAUUAACGCUUGUGAGGCCGCUUGUGUUGGGGAUAUCGAUGAUAAAUCUUCGUGUAGGUCCAGUUCCAGUGCUCAAAAUGAUCUGGAUGAGAUAUUAAGUUGUUCAUCAAGUGUAGAACUGGACGCCUUUGGAGACGUGGUUCCAAUUCAUUUGAGGAAACCAAAGGUCAAGAAAGUGACAGACCCGAAGAUUGGAAAAAACUCGGCCGAUUCCCUUCCCCUCCAAAAAUCUCAGGACCCGUCUGUAGAUGCAGAAGGCGAGGACGAAGAUGGAUGGACCACAGACUUCUAAUGUUUUGAGAAUGUACACAAACCAAAGCUAGUCAUGAAUAAUAUUUAUUAUUCCAUCAUAUUGGCUUUGUCCUUCCGUGAAUCCUCAGAUCGUUGCCUAUGACUCACCAAAA